This is a messenger RNA of Juglans regia (Persian walnut), 705 nucleotides long. Its product is annotated as LOB domain-containing protein 2-like. Bases 1 to 705 code for a protein of 234 amino acids. The transcript has a single exon. Lineage: Eukaryota; Viridiplantae; Streptophyta; Magnoliopsida; Fagales; Juglandaceae. The record is from RefSeq and is a predicted model, not a curated record.
AUGUCUAUGCCAAGGGGUAGAGCUGAGGAGCCUUGCAGCAGCAAUUAUCGCCAUGCAUGCGCUUCGUGCAGGCACCAAAGGAAGAAGUGUGACAACACCUGUCUUAUGGCGCCGUACUUCCCAGCGCAUAUGGCCGAGAAUUUCCAAACGGUUCACAGAGUUUUUGGUGUUGGGAACGUGUCGAAGAUUCUCAUGAAUCUUGAUGUACAACACAGGGAACUGGCUGCUGAGUCCAUCAAAUGGGAAGCCGCGAUAUGGAGGCAGGACCCUGUUCAUGGACCUUUGGGGAAAUACCGGCAACUAGAACAAGAACUUCAGUUGCUUAGGAAUCAACUGAUCACCCAAGAAAAGAUUUUGAACCAAUGGAGUAUUUAUAGUAGCAACCAAAGUGAAGUUGGAAUGAUGUUACCCAGUUCUGAGGGUGGUUUAAAUUCUGGUUUAACCUGUUCUUUACAAGGAGAACAAGAAAUUGAAAGCCAAGGAGUAGUAUCUUGCACUGGAAUUCCUUAUAAUACUGAAGGUGGCCUUACUCCAUUCUUAACAGUCCCAGCGCCAUCUCGUCAGCCAUUGCCACUGUCAGGAAGCCAUGGUGAAAUUGAAUUUUGGAAUGAAAAGCUUCUACAGGGACAAGAUAGAGCAAGACAAUUAGGAAGAUGUGAAGGAGUAUGUCAGGAUCAUAUAGGAUUCGUUUGUUUUCAGAGAUGA